Molecule: messenger RNA, 981 nt
Organism: Cynara cardunculus var. scolymus (artichoke)
Lineage: Eukaryota; Viridiplantae; Streptophyta; Magnoliopsida; Asterales; Asteraceae
Product: 60S ribosomal protein L8
Exons: 2
Coding region: 44-823 (259 amino acids)
Biological process (GO): cytoplasmic translation
Cellular component (GO): cytosolic large ribosomal subunit; ribosome
Molecular function (GO): RNA binding; structural constituent of ribosome
Source: RefSeq, a predicted model, not a curated record
CUCCCUCCAUCUGCCGUCGUCAAAUCAAACCCUAACCGGAGAAAUGGGUAGAGUCAUCAGGGCACAGCGUAAGGGAGCGGGUUCAGUCUUCAAGUCACACACUCACCACCGCAAGGGUCCGGCGAGGUUCCGGAGUCUCGAUUUCGGCGAACGCAAUGGUUACCUAAAGGGUGUCAUCACCGAAAUCAUUCACGAUCCUGGACGUGGUGCUCCUCUUGCUCGUGUUACUUUCCGUCAUCCGUUCCGUUACAAGCACCAGAAGGAGCUCUUCGUCGCCGCCGAGGGUAUGUACACCGGCCAGUUCGUUUUCUGUGGAAAGAAGGCGAAUUUGAUGGUCGGUAAUGUUCUUCCACUCAGAUCUAUUCCCGAAGGAGCGGUUGUAUGCAACGUUGAGCAUCACGUCGGUGACCGUGGUUCUUUUGCUAGGGCUUCCGGCGAUUAUGCCAUCGUUAUCAGUCAUAACCCUGAUAAUGGCACUACUAGAGUCAAGCUUCCAUCCGGAGCCAAGAAGAUUGUGCCCAGUGGGUGUCGAGCUAUGAUUGGCCAGGUUGCUGGUGGUGGACGUACUGAGAAACCCAUGCUCAAAGCCGGUAAUGCUUACCACAAGUUCCGUGUUAAGAGAAACUGCUGGCCUAAGGUGCGUGGUGUUGCUAUGAACCCCGUUGAGCAUCCUCAUGGUGGUGGUAACCACCAACAUAUUGGUCACGCCAGUACUGUUCGUCGUGAUGCACCACCCGGUCAAAAGGUUGGUCUCAUUGCCGCUAGGAGAACUGGUCGUCUCAGAGGACAAGCUGCCGCCACUGCCUCCAAGGCUGAUAAGUGAUAAAACAGUGCCAUGGAUGUUGCUUUUGGUUUCAUUGUUAGUUUUUGCCAGUUUACUUGCUACUGUUAUGUUGAUCAUCAUACAUUUGGAAAGUUUUGCAGUAAUUUACUGAUUAUUGAUAUAUUGAUGGUGCUUUAUUUAGAUGUCUAUUAAUGAUC